Molecule: messenger RNA, 651 nt
Organism: Solanum pennellii
Lineage: Eukaryota; Viridiplantae; Streptophyta; Magnoliopsida; Solanales; Solanaceae
Product: transcription repressor OFP18-like
Exons: 1
Coding region: 1-651 (216 amino acids)
Biological process (GO): negative regulation of DNA-templated transcription
Source: RefSeq, a predicted model, not a curated record
AUGGAGUCUAUUGAUGCUUAUGGGGAAACAUGUAAGUCAAUUCUGGAAGGUUCAUCAUCAAGAUUGUCAAAGAGUACUAAUAGUAGUACUAGUAGUAAAAGGCUCGGGUAUGUACCAUCGAAUGACUCAACGGAUGCUUAUGGGGAUCAAGAAACUAGUUCAAUUCUUGACAUGUCAUCAUCAAGUAGUAACGACAGUAUUAGGAGUAACGGGCUCGGGUAUCUACCAUCGAAUGAAUCAAUGGAUGCUACUUCAAUUCUUGAAAGGUCAAAGAGUAAUAGUAGUCACGGGUUCGUGUACUAUGUACCAUGUAAAGAAACAUAUGUUAUAAUGCAAUUGAUUUCGAGGGAUCCAUAUGAGGAUAUGAAGAAUUUUUUGAAAAGAAUGGUUGAUGAAAAUCUAGAGAUUGAAGAUUGGAAGGAGUCUCUUGAAGAGUUAUAUGGUUGGCUUUUGGAGAUUAAUGAGAAAAACAUUCAUAAGUAUAUUGUUGGUGCAUUUUGUGAUUUGUGGAUGAGCUAUUCUGGUACUUCAACAACAAAUACUCCAUUUGGAUUUAGUUCUAGUGAACCUCCUAGUCUCUAUUUUAUGUCUUUGAUAGAAGAUGAGGCUGAUCAGAUGAUUGCAGCGUCAACAUCCAGUGUAACUCCAUAA